Messenger RNA from Siniperca chuatsi (mandarin fish), 2743 nucleotides. RefSeq names its product zinc finger, CCCH-type with G patch domain (gene zgpat). Bases 228 to 1799 code for a protein of 523 amino acids. Gene Ontology annotation, molecular function: metal ion binding; RNA polymerase II cis-regulatory region sequence-specific DNA binding; DNA-binding transcription factor activity, RNA polymerase II-specific. NCBI's taxonomy places the organism in Eukaryota, Metazoa, Chordata, Actinopteri, Centrarchiformes, Sinipercidae. The record is from RefSeq and is a predicted model, not a curated record. The transcript has 7 exons. Gene Ontology annotation, cellular component: nucleus. Gene Ontology annotation, biological process: negative regulation of DNA-templated transcription; regulation of transcription by RNA polymerase II.
UGGUACUGAAUCGGUUUAUGUAGAGAUUGUGCUGUACCAGUAUGUGAAUUUAUUUGAAUUGCUUAUUUUCUUAACAUAGUAGUAGUAGUAGUAUUAACGUUACAUCUUUUCAUGGCUGCCUCUUUUUUCCGUCGGUGCAAUUGAUGUCAGACAGCUAGCCUACUUACGAAGGUGUCUUGGGGGCUUGAUGUGGUCCAAUCCUGUCCUGCCCUGUGCCAAGUGUCAGUAUGGAUGAAGAAACUCUUGAGGCAGCCAUCAUUGCCUAUGGUGCCCAAUUGCAGCAGGUAGAGACAGCUCUGUCAGCUGGCCUGGACCCCUCCCAGCAGUCAGACCUGCUCAAACUGAAAGAGGACCUUUGUCAGCUGAUAGAGCUCACCAAGGACAGCCUGGUGUCUGUCAAAAAGAGUCUUCUUCUGGCCAGCCUCGAGGACAGUAAUGAACUGCAGGUAAACACCUCAGAGGCAGCAGCUGAUAUAAACAGUGCAAACGGCAGUUUGGGCGAUGAGUUUGCUGCUUUCUACUCUGAACUCGGGGAGUCUUCAGGUAGUAGCUCUGAUACUAGAGAGAGGGACAAUGAGGAGGAAGGUGGGGUAGAGGAUGGAGAAGAGGAGGAGGAGGAAGAAGAAGAUGUACUCAGUGGUACCAAAGUAAGAGCACCCUACCGGACAACAUGGGGGACACUGGAGUAUCACAAUGCCAUGGUGGUGGGGGCAGAAUCACCUGACGGAGAAGAGGCACAAGUAAGAGUUCUCUACGUCUACCCCACCCAGAAGUCUAUGAAACCCUGUCCAUUCUACCUAGAGGACAAAUGUCGCUUCCAGGAUAAUUGCAGGUUUUCCCACGGUGAAGUGGUGUACGUGUCGGAGCUCAGAGAGUUCCUUGAAUGUGACCUCAGUAAUCUUGAAGAAGGCUCGUCCUGCUUGGUUCGACAUGAGGACGGCAUCUGGUACCCAGCUAAAAUCAAAGAAAUUGACAGUGGUUUCUACACUGUGAAGUUUGACUCACCGCUGCUGAAAGAUGUUGUGGUCGAGGCCGAUUGUGUUAUCCCGCCUUUGAGAGAAGACGAUCCGCUCUCCUCUGACUCCGACCUGGAUGACACUGAAGAAGGAGAUGAUGUGGCUUAUGCAAAAGUUAUGGACUCUGCUGUAGAAUCCACAGUAACGUUAGAAAAUUUUGGUGGCUGGGAGGCACAUACCAGAGGCAUCGGAUCCAAGCUUAUGCUUAAAAUGGGCUAUGAAUAUGGGAAAGGCUUAGGAAAGAUGCAGGAGGGCCGAGUAGAGCCAGUCAUAGCAAUGGUCCUACCCAAAGGUAAGUCUCUGGACCAGUGUGCCAAGUUCACCCAGAGACGCACCCAGAGCAAGGCCGCUAAAGAUGGCACACAAACGGGCCGGCCAAAGAGACGCAGAAAGCCUCGGGUCGCCACUGAAGGGCGCCAUACCGUCUUUGACUUUCUCAACCACAAGCUAGGAGGCAAGAGCGCUGAUCCUGCUGAGGGGGGUGCUGCUGCGCCAUCAGCAGGGACUGGGGUGGAGGCUUACAGGGGAGGAAAAAGCACCAAGAGGAGUCUGAAUGUGAAGCUGUUUCAAGCUGCUGAGAGGGUGUCCCAGACUGAAAGGGGGAUCCAGAAAUUGACUGAGUCACUCAACAGACAAACAGGAAGGGACACAUCCAGAGUGAAGCAGCUGGAAGAGAAGCUGUCAGCGGCCCGCCGGCUGCUGGCCCAGCAGAAAGCCCAGGAGCUGUCCAUCCAGAGAGAGCACAAGAAGGCUGACACGCACAAGAAGAUGACUGAGUUCUAAGCUCAGUUCUCUCAAAGACUUGGAGGAUAAAGGGAAGCACUGCUUGCCAGAAAUGAACUUUUGUCCCUUCCUGCUGUCAGUUAUUUGCUACACUGUUUUUGUUCAGACAUUUUUAGCAUUAUUUCUCACCGGCAUCAUGGAUUUGAGCUGGCGGUGGUGCCCACUUUCGGCAGAAUGCAGAAUCAUUUGCUGAAGAUCAUUUCUGCUUCUCAUUUUAUUUUCAAGGACUGAGCAGUUUACUUUGUGUGAACAGUUGUUUGGUUUCAAAUUGUGCAUUUCACAAUAAUGUCACAAACAAAAUUUUAUUUGUAAUGAACAUUUUUCUCUCAGUGUAUUUGUCUUUAUCAGCACUAAAAACCCUGUGUUUGGAGAACCUACUGUGCAUUUUCCUCUCUUUUUAGCCAUACACCUUUACAUAACUAAACUUCAGUGUAAAGAAAUGUUUCUCUACCACAAAAUUAUUAAUGUGUUCUUUGUUAUACUUUUCUGGCAGAGGUUUCAGUAAUUCUGGCCAGAGGCUGCUCAGAUGGUUAUUACAGUAUACCUUGACUUGGAUUUCUGACUGAUUUUUAAAAUUACAUCCUCAGGAGUUGGGGGACCUUUACAGAGUUUUGAAGUGAAACCUCUCCAUUUGCCCACGCCUCUUACCGGCUCAUACACAGCGUCUUUGAAGCUACGACCGUAACCUCUCUAGUAAAUAAUGAAUUUGGAGAGCAGCUCCAGUCUGCUCGUAAGAUCGGACGCACAUUGUCUGUAGGUGGUGGGUGGGUUGGCUAGUGACUGCAUCUACCUUUCAGACUCUCAAGUAAAGGUUGAAGUCGUGAUGUUAGGUAGCUGUAGAUGAGGUCUUAAUCCUUUUAUGCUUUCCGUUUUAUGAGCUUUUUCUAAUCUGAAUGUGAUGCAGCAUAAUAACAGGGCAAAAUAAAAAAUACAGAACUACUAUA